Molecule: messenger RNA, 1925 nt
Organism: Trametes versicolor FP-101664 SS1
Lineage: Eukaryota; Fungi; Basidiomycota; Agaricomycetes; Polyporales; Polyporaceae
Product: acetyl-CoA synthetase-like protein
Exons: 15
Coding region: 34-1779 (581 amino acids)
Source: RefSeq, a predicted model, not a curated record
ACACAACACUACGCCACCAAGACGCCUAGUACGAUGACUGCGCGUCCCACGCCCCAGGGGGUCAACCACCCCACAUUCAAGGCCGCCGCUUUUGAGCAUGGUCUCUCGCUGCCUGGCUUGUACGAGUACCACGCCAAGCACAGCCCCAGCCACGCCGUCUUCACCUAUGCGGACCCCGCCACGAACGAACCGCACGACGUCUCGUACGCCGAGGCUUGGGAGAAGAUCAGCGCCAUCGCGCGCAUCGUCGAGCGUAACUACCAGCAGUCCUCAACCAAGAAGAGCGAGGGCGGCCGCCCCGUCAUCGGCAUCCUCGCCAUUUCCGAUGCGCUCAGCUACAUCUUCAUAGAGAUGGCCAUCAUGAGCCUGGGCUAUACUGCGUUCCCCUUGUCGCCGCGCAACCUGCCUGUGGUUACGGCGCACCUGCUCGAGAAGACGGGCGUCUCGCAGCUCUAUGCUAGUGAAGAUGCUGCGAUGCAAGGUUCCGCUAAGGCCGCCGCCAAGCUCCUGGAGGAGAAGGGGCUGCACGUGGACCUGCUGCCUAUGAUCAAGCCCGAGGAGUGGGUGUCGCUCCCUGCUGGAGUAGAGCCGUUUUCGCCAGUGGAUAUCGCGGACACCGACGUGACCGUCAUUCUGCACUCGUCUGGAACCACCGCCUUCCCGAAGCCAAUUCCUAUCACCCGCCGAGGACUGAUCAACCUGUCGAACAUCCCAUGUUUCGGCGAAGUCGAUUUGGCGGGGAAGCGCAUCGCGGCGCACACUAACCCCAUCUGUCAUGCGAUGGGCCUUGCGACGAUGAUGUGGCCGUUGUCGAGUGGAUCCACGUUCGCGCUGUACCCCCCAGAGUACCCACCCCGGAUCCCGACGCCCGCCGACUUCCUCGCUGCAUGGGUCGCGUGUAAGUCCGACAUCGUGUUUUGUAUCCCAGCGUUCAUCGAGGCAUGGGCACGCGACCCCGCGAACCUUCCCACUCUGCAAGCGCUCACCUGCAUCGUCUUCUCCGGCGCGCCCAUCAACAAGGCUAUCGGCGACAAUCUCGCGAAGGCGAGGGUCACCCUGCACCCCUUCUGGGGAAGCACGGAGGUGGGGCCCGCGACGAUGUUCAUCCCGCGCGACCCGCCACCGGUUGACGAGUGGGAGUACUUCAAGUUCUCGCACCAUAUCACGUUCAAGCUCGAGCCGCAGGAGGGGCUCGAUGGGAUCGUCGAGCCUAUCAUGAUCCCGACGGACGUGUGCUUCCCGCAGGUGACGAACGCGGAGCGCGACGGCCAGCGCGUGUUCGCGGUGGGCGACCUGCUCGAGCCCCACCCCACCGACAAGAACCGGUGGAAGGUGUUCGGGCGCGUGGACGACCAGAUCGCGCUCUCGACCGGGCAAAAGAUCAACCCGGUUCCCUAUGAGAGCACCGUCGCGCACGACCCGCACAUCGCGUCCGUGCUCGUGUUCGGGAACACGCGCGUCGAGCCGGGCCUGCUCGUCGAGCCUGCCACGGGCACGAGCGUCCCGCCUGGCGACGCGCAGAAGCUCGAGGAAUACAAGACCCUCAUCUGGCCUGCGAUCGAGAAGGCUAACACGCUGGUCCCCGAGUUCGCGCACAUCAAGCGGAACAUGAUCGUGGUAACCUCCGCGGAGAAGCCGCUCGAGCAUACCCCAAAGGGCACCGCGCGCCGCGGCGUGUGUCUGAAGCUGUACGAGGCGGAGAUCGACGCGGUGUACGCCGCGGCGGAGGCGGAGGUCGCCCCGGAGCACAGGCAGUUCCCCGACCGCGCGCAUGGUUGAGCGCAAGAAGAAGAGAGUAAGGUGGCGUGAUGUGUUGUGUAGAUGUAUGUGUGAUAGGCGGAUUGAAGAAGGGCGUCAUGUUGAAGCGGAUUGUGUAUUGCGGACUCGGUGUUGUACUGUCCUAGAGGAAUGAAUAUGUUUGUAAG